This is a messenger RNA of Mangifera indica (mango), 1593 nucleotides long. Its product is annotated as GATA transcription factor 1-like. Bases 171 to 998 code for a protein of 275 amino acids. The transcript is spliced from 2 exons. Lineage: Eukaryota; Viridiplantae; Streptophyta; Magnoliopsida; Sapindales; Anacardiaceae. Gene Ontology annotation, molecular function: zinc ion binding; sequence-specific DNA binding. The record is from RefSeq and is a predicted model, not a curated record. Gene Ontology annotation, biological process: regulation of DNA-templated transcription.
AAAAAAAAAAAAGGUUCGUCUGGUUCCCACCGAAAAGAAAAACCCUUCUUAAUAACCUAACCUAACCAAUUCUCUCUUUCUCUUCUUUUCUUCAUUUUUCUUUCUUGGGUUUUCUUCUUCUCCCUCGUCUUUAUAAGUUUUUGGUUAUUUAUAAAACCAGACAAACAAACAUGGAUGCUUUAGACACAGCGGCUGGUUUCAUGGACGACUUGCUUGACUUCUCCUCUGACAUAGGCGAGGAAGAAGACGACGACGACAUGAUGAUGAAGACGAAUAAAAGACCUAGAAAAGCUUUGUCUACCCUUAAACAUAACGCUACCACCACCACCUUCGACGUUUUCGACUCAUUUCCUCCUAGCCCUUCACCGUUCCCUGAAUUUGCAGAGGAAGAACUGGAAUGGCUAUCGAACACUGACGCUUUCCCGACAGUUGAUACAUUGGGAGACAUUCUUUUAAAUCCCAUUUCGAGUGUGAACCAUCAAAGUCCGGUUUCGGUUCUUGAAAACAGCAACAGUAGCCACAGUACAACCACCAGUACGAACUCCAACGGCAGCACGGUGACCAACAAUAACAAUGGGAAUAACAUAAUGAACUGCUGCGGUAGCCUCCGUGUGCCGGUGCGUGCACGGAGCAAGCGGCCUCGCACUCGGCGGAGGGACUUGCAGAGCCAGGAGUCCUGGUGGGUGGUGCAAGAGAACGUGAAAGGUGUGAAAUCGGUUGCGGUUGUUUCCAAAGUGUGUAUUGGGAGGAAAUGUCAACAUUGUGGGGCUGAAAAGACCCCGCAAUGGAGGGCCGGUCCAAUGGGCCCCAAAACGCUGUGUAACGCUUGUGGGGUGAGGUAUAAGUCCGGAAGGCUUGUGCCAGAGUACCGGCCGGCUAGUAGCCCCACGUUUUCAAGUGAAUUGCAUUCGAAUUCUCACCGGAAGGUAAUGGAAAUGAGGAGGCAGAAGAUGAUGAGUAUGGAUAUUGGGAUUGUUGGAAUGGGGAUAGUUAAUUAGGUUAAAAGGUAGUUUUUUUUUUUUGUGGGUUUUUUUUCCUUCAUUUAUAAUUCAGCAUAGUUAGUGAAUAGGUUUAUGGUGAAAUGGGUUAUUAUAUUAAGUGGGAUUUAGUUACAGUUCAUUUGUUUGACGAUAAUCAAUCAAAAGAAUUUUGUUUGCAGUGUGUUUGAUUGUUGGUUGUGUUUUUUUAGAACAGAAGGAAGAUAGUGGGAAAUUUGUUAAGUCCAAUUCGGAUGAGUUCUUUAGUUUGUAUGUUUGGACUAUAGAUGAUGAUUAAGUGUUCUUGGAGGAUUGUGGAUUGCAGGAAUGAUGGUUUUGGUGAUUUGAUGAUUUGAUUGGUUGUGAAUUGUGAUGUUUGAACGAAUGUUCUAAGAAGGCUAACUCAUUUGUGAAGGGUAGAGGAGGAGCUGCAAUUGAUGAUGAGCUGUAACACAACUUAGGAUUAGAUAUUUUAGAGAAUAUUGUAAUUUUAUGUUUCUUCUGACUUGUUUCUGCAAUCCUUUAAGCUAGUUUUUCAUAGUGUCUUUACAUUCUCUUGUUUUUUGGCUUGUAAUUAUGUGUUGUUGAAUAUUUAUUUGUUUGAUCUCUUUGAGAA